GAAGAAGAAGAAGAAGAAGAAGAAGAAGAAGAAGAAGAAGAAGAAGAAGAAGAAGAAGAAGAAGAAGAAGAAGAAGAAGAAGAAGAAGAAGAAGAGCAAGAAGCCAUGCCUGCCUUACCCGAAUUCACACAAGAUCCCAUUCCGUACCCUGGCUGCUGUCUUGCGUUGAGCAAGUCCCUACUCACAUAUAUCCACAGCAUCCUACCUACAUCUCCUUCUCUCAUCCUUUCGAUAGGUAGUGGUUACGGCCUUCUCGAAGCUGCCCUCCUGCAAGCGCCCUACACACUCAACGUAGUUGGAGUCGAAGUCCAACCUAGCCCAAAUAAAUUUCUACCGUCACUCCACCAUCGCUGUGUGCCAGGGAGUCGAUUUCAUGAACAGCUUGCCGGGCAGGCCAGCGCAUGGCUCUUCGUGUAUCCGAGACGCAUUGGCCUUGUGCAAGAAUAUUUGGCUCUGCAUGGCAAAAGUCACUCAUUGAAGAUGGUUGUGUGGAUGGGCCCUCGGGCGGAUUGGGAGGACUACAAAGGCUGUUUUGGAGAUGACUGGAAUGUAUGCAUUAAGGCUGCUGACGAGGCGGGUGGGCGAGCAUGGGAAUUGAUCGCUAUUGCGAAGAAGUCCCAGAAAGCAUCAUAGACACUCCAUGAACCUAGGAGAUUUAGAGUGCAAAGUAGCCCUCUGCAACUACAGCGCAUUACGGUAGGCUCUCAACCUUUCCAACCAAGAAAUCCUCUUCAUUCCCAUUUCUUUAUCUGUCGAAUUUAAAGGAUUUAGCUUUAAUUUUUCUUACAAUUUUCUUUGAACGCGUG
Molecule: messenger RNA, 806 nt
Organism: Aaosphaeria arxii CBS 175.79
Lineage: Eukaryota; Fungi; Ascomycota; Dothideomycetes; Pleosporales
Exons: 1
Coding region: 106-633 (175 amino acids)
Source: RefSeq, a predicted model, not a curated record